Molecule: messenger RNA, 1719 nt
Organism: Papilio machaon (common yellow swallowtail)
Lineage: Eukaryota; Metazoa; Arthropoda; Insecta; Lepidoptera; Papilionidae
Gene: Nmd3
Product: 60S ribosomal export protein NMD3
Exons: 9
Coding region: 163-1674 (503 amino acids)
Biological process (GO): ribosomal large subunit export from nucleus
Cellular component (GO): nucleus; cytoplasm
Molecular function (GO): ribosomal large subunit binding
Source: RefSeq, a predicted model, not a curated record
GUCCAAAAGUCAAAGUUGAGUUUGAGUGAGUUGCUUCAAAAAAUUAAAGUGUCAGGUUUAGUAUAACUUAUAACUUGAAUUAUUGUUUUUUAUUUGUUAAAGUUAAUACUAUAAGACAUCUAGGGUAAUAUUAUUUAGAACUACGCAAACUAUUCUCGCGAAAUGGAGUAUAUUUCACCAGAAGAUAUACCAGCUCCAAACAGCACUCGCAUAUUAUGCUGUCAGUGCGCGGCUCCUAUAGAACCAAAUCCAUCUAAUAUGUGUGUUGCAUGCUUACGUGCCCAUGUUGACAUCACAGAUGGCAUCCCCAAGCAGGCUACAUUAUUCUUUUGCAGAGGAUGCGAAAGAUAUCUCCAACCACCAGCAGAAUGGCUUGUCUGUGCUCUGGAAUCAAGAGAAUUACUAGCUUUAUGCUUGAAGAGAUUGAAGGGCUUAAACAGAGUGAAAUUGAUAGAUGCAGGCUUCGCUUGGACUGAGCCACACUCAAAGAGAAUAAAAGUCAAGUUAACAGUGCAAGGUGAAGUAAUGGGUGGUGCAGUGCUACAGCAAACAUUUAUAGUAGAGUUUGUCAUUCAACAUCAGAUGUGUGAUGCAUGUCAUCGUUCAGAAGCCCAAGAUUAUUGGCGUGCAUUAGUACAAGUGAGACAACGUGCUAAUAACAGGAAGACAUUUUACUAUCUUGAACAGUUGAUACUGAAACACAAAGCACAUGAAAACACUUUGGGUAUAAAACCUAAACAUGAUGGGUUGGAUUUCUUCUAUGCAACAGAAAACACGGCUCGCAAAAUGGUUGAUUUUGUACAAUCAGUGUUACCAAUUAAAUGUCAACAUUCUAAAAAAUUAAUAUCACAUGAUAUUCACAGUAACAUUUAUAAUUACAAGUUUACAUACAGCAUUGAAAUUGUCCCCGUCUCUAAAGACAGCGUUGUCUGUCUUCCUAAAAAAUUGACUCACCAAUUGGGAUCAAUAUCUCCUAUUUGUCUAGUUUCAAGGGUUACCAGUACCAUACAUUUAAUUGAUCCUAAUACUGGUCAAGUAUGUGACCUUUCAUCAACCGUGUAUUGGAGACAUCCGUUCACUCCGAUAUGUAAUCCUAAACAGUUAGUUGAAUAUACUGUUAUGGACAUAGACAUAUUAAAGGAACAUGAAAAGAAAACGUUCCCCGGACAAGGUGUUGUGUCAAACAAACAUGUGAUAGCAGAUGUAUGGGUGGUGAAAUCCAGUGAGCUUGGGCAUGAUGUUAGUCCUAUACACACAAAGACACAUCUGGGGCAUAUUUUAAAACCUGGAGACACAGUUUUGGGAUACAAUCUAUGCGAUACAAACGUGAACGAUGCGAACUUUGAUAAGCUGGACAAAGAUAGUAUACCGGAUGUGUUCCUUGUCAAGAAAUACUACGGAGAGAAGUCUGCGCGACGACGUGCACGCAAUUGGAAGCUCAAGCACAUGGCGGACGAUUUGCACGAAGGCCUCGGCUCUAGUAAUGAGGAUUACAACGAGUUCUUGGACGAUUUGGAAGAGGAUCCAGCGUUUAGACAGAACAUCAACAUUUUCAAAGACGAGAGUCGAGUGCCCAUAGACACGGAUGAGAUCGAUCCGUCACUCCCGCGCAUCACGCUCGCUGAGAUGUUGGACGAUAUGAAUAUAGAAGACGUUGACAUGACAGAAGUAUGAAUUGUGACUUCAUAGAAGAUCAUUUUAAAUACGAACGUUUAUUGU